Cicer arietinum (chickpea) is the source of this 927-nucleotide messenger RNA. RefSeq lists its product as uncharacterized. Lineage: Eukaryota; Viridiplantae; Streptophyta; Magnoliopsida; Fabales; Fabaceae. The record is from RefSeq and is a predicted model, not a curated record.
GACUUUUAUUUCCUCUAUAAGCUAUCCAGAAAGAAAAGUUUCACAUUUAUUUGAAUUUAGUUUAUUUUUCCAACAUUAGGUGUAAAUGCAUUUUCGCAUAUUAAAAAGUGAAAAAGAAAAGACCCUUCCUCCUUCUGCAACGGCAACAUAGAUUCUCUCUCUCUCUCUCUCAUAAUUCUCUCAAAAUCCCCCAAAAACUCCACUCAGAGAAUUCCGAUUCGCCGGCGAGCUUUCGUAGCUCGCUUCUCCGGCAAGAAACCAUGGCGAAUUUCUCCGAUCGAAGCACCUAUCUUCGAUUAGGGAAAUUUUCCUCCAUUAUUCUCGCUAUAUUCGCUCUCUGCAUCAUCUUCUCCACAACGGCAACAGCAGAACACGAAGAACCCUCCGUUCUCCGGUUACCGUCGGCUACCGCCGGGGACGAACAAACCCUAUGUUCCGGGACAACAGCUUCAUCGUGCCCUGCAAAGUGCUUCCGGACGGAUCCGGUUUGCGGCGCAGACGGCGUGACGUACUGGUGCGGUUGCGCCGAAGCCGCGUGCGCGGGCGCUAAAGUUGCGAAAUUGGGUUUUUGUGAAGUUGGGAAUGGAGGAUCCGCAACUUUUCCUGGUCAGGCACUUCUGUUGGUUCACAUUGUUUGGCUCAUUGUUUUAGGGUUUUCUGUUUUGUUUGGUCUUUUUUAGUUUCGCCGGAAAAUUAUGUAAUUAUGAGGAAGUUGAUGUUUAUCUAAUCUCAUUUUUUUUGUAAUUGGGGUGUUUUGAUUCAUGUGUGUUAUAAAGGGAUUUGACGAUGUUGAUUUUUGUUUAUAUAUAGAGUUAAUUGAUCGUUUGGGCAAUUCUUCUUAUAUUGUAUUUAUAUGUUUUCAUUUGGAUCUUCUUACUUUGGGAAAUUACUUGCAUUAUUGUAUUGAAAUUUCCAAAUUUGUUGUUA